Molecule: messenger RNA, 960 nt
Organism: Symbiodinium pilosum
Lineage: Eukaryota; Dinophyceae; Suessiales; Symbiodiniaceae
Source: the annotation of a GenBank genome assembly
AUGGUUCUGGAGGGCGCUGGUGUCAGAUUCAGAGGUCCAUUCUCGUUCUUGUACUAUUUGCUCUUCGCCACCUUGUGCCUGCCAUGUGUAUGGCUCAUUCAAUUCUGCUGUUUGUUCUUCGAGGCGAACAAGUCAUUGCUCAGGUAUUUCUCUGGCGAAGCUGACGCAUGGAUCACGGUGCGCUUGUUCAUCACUGCUUUCUUAGUCCUACUUGGAUCUGCCUUGUCGGGGAUUGCUGGUUUCUUGCUAAACGGAACCAAACUGCUCCAGCAGCCCUUGUGGCUAACAGCAGAUACCACCUUCCAACUGCUUUGCACGCUGCUUCUUAGUGGAAUGCUGGGCCCACGGUCUUGGGCCAACAGCUUGGAAGACUUUCAGAGACGUGCGUUGGAAGCAGGUUUUGGGUUGGCCCAGACGCGAAUAGCCUUCCCGGGCAAAAUCUGCGAGGAAAACACGCGAUGUGUCGUCUCAUUUCCUGGCAAAUACAGCGGCCAGUGGGACCAGCUGGUGUCAUCCGCCUCUACAGAGGGGGCUGUGUGUUCGGUGGCCUGUGUCUUUCUGACGGAUUCCACAACUGGCUUGGGGCAGCAUUCUUCUAAUCCAGAGAUGCCAGGUCACUGUUGGUGUCGCGCUAUCUAUGGCCAAGUCCCCCCCGAAGCGUAUCUUGCGACAGUGGAUGAGACUAGGGACACAGAGAGGGAGCGAGCUUUCAAGCGGGCCGAUGCCAAAGCCAUGAAUCAGCAUUUACUGGUCUACAAGGGACAGCCUCAGGCAGACUGGGAGCAUGACCUGACACGCGCCAUGCGCAAGGCCACUGAAUCUUGCCAACAGAAUCAUGGGCGAGCCCCAUGGGGUUGCCGAUGGUUUGAGGACUGGAAGAAGAAUGUGACUCGGGCAGCAGAGCUGGACCAAGAACUACACGUCUUUUACUUCGAGGGUAGAUGUGGCAAGGGCAAGCUG